Messenger RNA from Stylophora pistillata, 1094 nucleotides. RefSeq names its product ryncolin-1-like. NCBI's taxonomy places the organism in Eukaryota, Metazoa, Cnidaria, Anthozoa, Scleractinia, Pocilloporidae. The record is from RefSeq and is a predicted model, not a curated record.
AUGAAUUUCUCUCAAGUUUUUGACACGAAAAGUCUCGCAAACUGAAAAAUAAACAAAUGGUUUUUACUAGAACGAUUGUGGCACAGGUGCGAAGUGCAAAUUGUCAGAACCAAUCUGCCCAACGAGACACCCUCUGUAAGGUAAGAUGUUCUUCUUUGGCUCAGAUUGUCUUUCCACACUCUUGGUUUUAUCUGCCUUUACUUCAGCUGCUUAUGGGCACAACAAACCAACCUCGCCGACGCCUUGCCACAAUGUGUACAACUACAACACGUUUAAUGCGGGACCCAACAAGGAGAUGAAGAAACAACUGCUGGAGAUAAAGACACAACUGACUGACCUACAAAAGACAGUGAACGGUUUACGAGGAACUAAAUCUACUGGAAAAGUUUACAAGAACUGUGCUGAGCUGUACAAAGCCGGGGAAAGAAUCAGCGGUGUUUAUACAAUUCACCCUGAUGGCUCAGGCACCUUUGAUGUGUUCUGUGACCUAAAGACAGCCGGUGGGGGGUGGACAGUGUUCCAGAAGAGACAGGACGGUUCGGUUGACUUCUUCCGUGGCUGGUCCGACUACAAAAAUGGUUUUGGUAAUCUGAAUGGAGAGUUUUGGUUGGGACUGGACAAGAUAAACCGUCUAACCAACAGUGGGAAGUUUAAGCUUCGUGUGGAUCUGCAAGACACCAAAGGAAAGACAGCGUAUGCCUUGUACGAUUACUUUGCGGUUACCAGUGAGAGGGCUAAGUACCAGCUCAGUCUUGGAGCUUACUCGGGCACAGCGGGUGAUUCUCUUUCCUAUCAUCGUGGUUACCCUUUCACAACCAAAGAUCAGGAUAAUGACGCCCACAAGAGUGUUAACUGUGCUGCAGCCAAUAAAGGAGCUUGGUGGUAUAAUCAUUGUCGCUUCUCUAACUUGAAUGGUCAAUAUCAUCACGGAAAACACUCAAGUGCUGAUGGUGUAAACUGGUAUCACUGGAAGGGUAAUCGCUACUCCGUCAAGAGAGCGGAAAUGAAGAUUAGACCAGCAGGGUUCUAACAUCUUAGUGGAGAGAUUAAAUCCUAAAUUUUGUUUGGCCUAUUAAAGUGCAAGUUUUGCUUAA